AUGUCCAUCGUCUCACCAACGCUCAUUCCGCGUCCACCACUGAUCCCAUUGGUCCUUCCGAAAGCCCCUCACUUCGGCCCAGUCCCACUGCCGAAGCGGGACAGGUUCUAUGGAAGAUUGACUACCCGUCGAGACCUGGAACGGGAAAUGAAUGACUUGUCAGACGAAGAAGGUGAUCUAGAGGAGAGCAAUCUGGAAGUCCGUAAUCGUGGGUUUUCUUGGUAUAUCCCCAUAGGCCGUCAUGCCACCCAAUUGGAAGAGAAAAAUGACGCAGAAGACGAUUCAGAGGGCUCAGAAAGUGGGCAGUCUGGGGACCAUUCGCCGUCAGUAGAUGGGGAGGAGAACGGCGAGUCUGGAGCAGAUCUAGAUGCAGGCAUGGAAGACAUGGACGAAGGACGCCCUUCAGACGACGUCGAUGUUACAUCUGACGAGACAGAAUACGAAGACGAGCAAUCUGACGUUUGA
Messenger RNA from Pisolithus orientalis, 465 nucleotides. RefSeq lists its product as uncharacterized. Bases 1 to 465 code for a protein of 154 amino acids. Lineage: Eukaryota; Fungi; Basidiomycota; Agaricomycetes; Boletales; Pisolithaceae. The transcript is spliced from 3 exons. The record is from RefSeq and is a predicted model, not a curated record.